UGGCGUUAGCGUGCUUUCUGACGUCGCCCAUCCCUGCCCCCACCUUCGCACCAAAUCAUCGUCAAGAUUGCUCCGGCCGUACAACAUUCUGAUCACCCACGAAGCACCGCCGCAAGCUUGCUGCUGUAUUCGGUCCCGAAGCUUCACAUCUAGACACCUGAUAACAUGGCUUCCGAGUCGCGACUCUACACCUUUACAACGGAGACGAAGACGAAGCUACGCAAGUUCAGACUGGGCACUUCGCGCGCCAAAGAUCCUCAGGCUGUCAUUUACGAGAUCGAUAAGAAGACACUAGAAAUCAGACCUGUCGACGAUGAAAUAUACUCGGAUGUUGCAUCUGUAUCAGACGAGCUGCCAGACCAUGCGCCAAGAUUCGUGCUGCUGAGCUAUCCCCUUACACUCGAUUCUGGCCGCCUAUCCGUACCAUACGUCAUGCUAUACUACCUACCCAUCACAUGUAAUAGCGAGGUGAAGAUGCUGUACGCAGGUGCCAAGGAAUUAAUGCGCAACACCGCCGAAGUCAACAGGAUUAUCGAGAUUGACAGCGCGGAGGACUUGGAUGACAUCGAGGACAAGUUGAAAGAAUCGUGAGUGGUGGAUAGUCACAAUAUACAACGAGAGAUCAUACAAAUCGCUGGACAUGUGUAUCACGGACACAUGGCAUCGCAGUAUGAAAAGGUGGUACCAAACGUGCAGGAUAGUUGCAACAUUCUCAAUGACAAGUAUUCAUCAUUUAGACUUGCAACUCGAUCAAUACAUAAGAUCGCUCGGCAUUGAGCGCUUUUGA
Molecule: messenger RNA, 787 nt
Organism: Boeremia exigua
Lineage: Eukaryota; Fungi; Ascomycota; Dothideomycetes; Pleosporales; Didymellaceae
Exons: 4
Coding region: 166-591 (141 amino acids)
Biological process (GO): actin filament debranching; negative regulation of Arp2/3 complex-mediated actin nucleation
Cellular component (GO): actin cortical patch
Molecular function (GO): Arp2/3 complex binding; actin binding
Source: RefSeq, a predicted model, not a curated record